ACAUGUUUGUCUGAGGAGCUGUGCGAGUGAAGGGGGAAAUGGGAAGCACCUACUUUGUAUCUUUUUUGUGGGCGUGUUCAGGGCAGUGCAUGUCUGUCACCUGUCUUACUGUGUGGUGAGACCUUUUUUAAUUCAGUCUGUGGGUGAGACACUCGUGAGACACCUGACUGCUCACGGCAGCUCCUCAGUCCUUUACAAAGAUGCAGAGGUGGGUUGUGUUCUGCUGGGCUCUCCUCGCCCUGGUUGCUGCUGAAGAGUGUCCAGAUGGAGGGAGAUGUGCAGAAGGUCAAACCUGCUGCAACGACCCGACAAAUGGGUACGAAUGCUGCCCAUUGGAGCAGGCUGAGUGCUGUGGGGAUCACACACAUUGCUGUCCUGCAGGCACAAUCUGCAAUUCAGCCGAAUCCAGCUGUGUGAACACCACAAUGUCCAUCCCCUGGGUGGAAAGAGCUUCCGCUGAUCCACCUAGACUCUCCAAAUCCUUUAGGAUGAUCAAGACGUACAUGAGGGAGGAAGAUGACAACAUCUGUCCCGAUCAAUCACGAUGCCCUUCCGAGUUUUCCUGCCUGAAGGCCUUGACGAGGUUUGGCUGCUGUCCCCUAGCUCAGGGAGUCCCCUGCUCUGAUGGAAAACACUGCUGUCCAGAGAGCCACCAGUGCAGUGGAGACAGUAGUUCCUGCAUCGGAAAAGAUCUUGUGACUAUUGUUUUGUGCAACGAUGGAGUGUCAGAGUGUCCAGAUCAAACCACCUGCUGUGAAGGCCCAGAAGGCACAUGGGGAUGCUGCCCAAUGCCAAAGGCCGUUUGCUGUGAGGACAAGGUGCACUGCUGCCCUGAAGCGUGCACAUGUGAUAUCCAAAACUCCAAAUGUAUUUCCUCAUCCACCAAAAAAGAGAUGGCAAUGUGGGCCAAACUCCCAGCCAGGAUCAGAGCAGAGUGGGAGAACAAGAAAGAGGCCGAAGAAGUGACUGCCGGAGAAGCUAAUGAUGGUGCAGCAGAAAAAUCCCCCAAGGUCACCACAGCAAUUACAGUUCCCCCUUCAGAGGAGGAAGCAUCUGUGUCAUCUGUCACCAAAGGGGUUGGAGGUAACGACGUCCAGUGCAAUGAUACAGUAGCCUGUUUGGACGGGUCAACAUGCUGUCGAGACAAAGACCAUGAGUGGGCUUGCUGUCCUCUACCAGAGGCUGUUUGCUGUGAAGAUUUCAUACACUGCUGCCCAAAAGGUCAAAAGUGUAAUCUAACCACCCAGACCUGCAGUGACAACACAUGCUCGAUACCCCUGGUCAAGAAGAUGCCGGCGUUCCCCAGACAGCGUGCACCAGUGGGGGAUGUUAUAUGUGACUCCACCACCAGUUGUCCAGGUGGCAACACAUGUUGUAAAAACAAUUCGGGCGGCUGGGCUUGCUGUCCUCUGCCAGAGGCUGUUUGCUGUCAAGAUCUUGAACACUGCUGCCCAAAAGGUAAGCAGUGCAACCUGGCGGCCCAGUCCUGCGACGAUGUCACACGCUCCGUGCCGUGGCUCGAGAAGGUUGCUGCCCUCCCCAGGCAGGACGCACAGGUGGGGGAUGUUGCAUGCAACACCACCGCUGCUUGUCAAGACGGCGAAACAUGUUGUAAAACCAAAGAUGGUGGCUGGUCGUGCUGUCCUCUACCUCAGGCGGUCUGCUGUGACGACCACGUGCACUGUUGUCCCAAUGGCUCCACCUGUGACCUUGCCACCCUCACCUGUGACAGCACCGCCGGCUCGACGCCCAUGAAUCAGAAGAUGCCUGCAUUUGCGACCCCUGCUCCCACUACAGCAGCCACUACAGCAUCAAGUCAGGUACCAAGCUCAACGCAAACAGAGGCGGAAGAACCUGAGGAGGAACCUGAGGAGGUACCUGAGGAGGAACCUGAGGAGGUACCUGAGGAGGACGAGAUCCCGACAGCACAAGAGGAGGAGGAUGAAGACGUGAAGAGCAGAAUUAAGUGUGAUGACCAAAUCAGCUGCCCUCCGCACACGACCUGCUGCCUCAUAGGCGAGUCGCAUCAGUGGGGCUGCUGCCCACUGCCAGAGGCGGUGUGCUGCAUUGGUGGGGAACACUGUUGCCCGGCCGACUACAAGUGUGAUGAGAGUGGGACACACUGCGUCAAAGGAGAGCUGGUGAUCCCAUCGUACACCAAGCUCGCAGCCACCACCACCAGCAGCGUCCAGGCUGAUUCUAGCUCUGUGCAGUGCGACGCUCUGAAUCUGUGCCCUGAACGCACCACCUGCUGUCAGCUCGUCACGGGCGAGUGGGGCUGCUGCCCACUGCAAAAUGCUGUGUGCUGCCCAGAUAAGGAGCACUGCUGCCCACAGGGCUACAGCUGCAACACGGGCUCCACGUCCUGUCACAAGCUCAUCAUGCUGCAGCUGGAGACCGUCCCGCUGACGCCGGUCUACCUGCCUGAGCGUCGACCCCGGCCCAGUCCUGUAAAGCAGACAGACGUGCACUGUGAUGAUCAGACCAGAUGCAUGGAAGGAAUGACCUGCUGCAGGAUGUCCACCACGACAUGGGGCUGCUGUCAAUUUCCUAAUGCGGUGUGCUGCAGCGACAUGACCCACUGCUGUCCCAGCAGCUGCACGUGCAAUGAAGCCGGCGUCUGCAACCAUAACACCAGGCUUAACUGGCACAACUGGCACAGCUGGCACAUGUUCCUGUCCAACAAGAAGAGAGCCCUGAUUGUGUGAAACGUCAUGUACAGGGAGCACUAAAUGAAGAUAAUGGGAAGGGUUAUUUGAGUGAUAUUACAAAUUGUUUUCUUAGAGAGUGGUGAAUAGAACUCAAGAGUUUGAUGUUUCUAUCUACAAGUGUCUGUUGCAGGUCUGACUUUGUUGACAAGUCAUUAAAAACAGUAAAAAGAAAAAACUGAAACUUUUCUCUAACUGAAUAUUCUUUCAAUAGUCACUGAUUAGGCAUAAUUAUGUGGCACCUUGUACAAAUAAAAGCUUCUUUGAGAUUCCA
Molecule: messenger RNA, 2982 nt
Organism: Hippoglossus stenolepis (Pacific halibut)
Lineage: Eukaryota; Metazoa; Chordata; Actinopteri; Pleuronectiformes; Pleuronectidae
Gene: grna
Product: granulin a
Exons: 15
Coding region: 201-2708 (835 amino acids)
Cellular component (GO): extracellular region
Source: RefSeq, a predicted model, not a curated record